GUUUUUCCUUUAUGGACCAUAAAUCUUCAAAAAAAAAUUCAGAAAAAUUCACCGAAGGAAAAUAUAGAUAUUGUCAAUUUAUUGUGAAAUUAGACAAUAAAAGUGCAAAAGAUUAAACGUCAUGGUUGCCAUGGCAACACAAACACUGUUUUAAUUUGUUCAUAAAUGGACAGCACACAGCUUCUGAACUUUCCUGGAAAUGAUCAUAUUGCCUUGUCUUAAAUGUAUCUAAUAUAAAUUCGGUUCAAAGCGAACGAUACUCAAAAUACCUAGAAUUUUAGAGAACUGUAGGGAGCCACCUUAAAAGUACACCCCACUGAAAAUUAUCAGUACUAGAAUGCUCAAGGAAUACAAUUCAUAGUCAGCUUUGUCUCAGAGUAAAAAUUCUAUUGUUUAUGAUCACGUCUUUACUGGCCACAUUUACACCAUAGGCAGCCCAGCAAAAUGUGUAAAAAUGCAUUAAACGCUUAAAAAUACGUAUAAAGUUCGUCUCAAUUUGCUAUCAAGCGAUUUAUUUGUGUAGCUCAUUAUACAUGCAGAUUCCGAUGUUGAUGUCAUUGUAUUUUCAAUGACGUAAACAUCGGAAUCUGCAUGUAUAAUGAGCUACACAAAUAAAUCGCUUGAUAGCAAAUUGAGACGAACUUUAUACGUAUUUUUAAAGGUGAUCUACAGUCCGUAUGUAAACAAAGCCUUUGUUUACAUUUUUGUGUCCAAAAUAUUGAGCUUUAUUCGACAACUAUUUAUAUUUUCAAGCUUCUAGAGUAUAAUAAAUGAUCAAGAAACAACAAUCAGGCUUUUCAAGAACUCAAAACAUAGUUAAACUGUUUGUAUCAUAAAAAGUGGGCUCAUUUGUGCACAUGCGCAGAUCGGACUGUAGAUCACCUUUAAGCGCUUAAUGCAUUUUUACACAUUUUGCUGGGCUUUCUAUAUUUACACUGUGCCAGAUAGCUUUCCGUAGCGACGUAAAAACACAUAACCGUACCUUUUACGAAUAAUAUUUUCAGAGGAAUUAUUGCAACGGAGAGAUCUUGUUCCGGCUCAGCUUCAAGUUGUACAUUCCGUAUCGGAUAGGUGCUUUUUCCCGCGCCGCUACGGAAAGCUAUCCCGUAUAGUGUAAACGUAGCCUUAGUGAAACACCCCUGAUGCGCGCACAGUUUCUCAUUAUGACGUAAAAAUUAGAUUGCGCUGCGAGUCGCACGCUCUCGUCUUAUGAAAUUGAGUUAAAAAAAUAGUUGUUGCUGAAAUCCUGCGGCGCGAAGAUGAACAUGGUUUCAGUUGUUGAUGACAAUGGGUAAUGUAAUGUCAAGACUGGCCAUGAUAUUACAAAGAAAGAAAGUUACGCCCAACGAGGUAUUUUUUAUUAUUUGACGUUCAUACAACGUCUUAGAGGCAGGCGAACACUUUAGCAUUCACCGUCUUAGAAACAAGCGUGCAAUUUAGCUUUCUCUGCCAAGUUAUUUACUAUUUAAAACACGAACAGGAGUGUUUUAUCAUAUAUAAAACACGAGGCGACAGCCGAGUGUCUUGCACUGACAAAGCACAGACCGCGAGUGUAGUUUUAAAUGGCUUAAAAAUCAGUGGUGCCUAAAUUACUUUGAAUUUGUACUCGAGUAAAUGUAGAAGUAAUUAACAAUAAAACGACUUGAGUAAGAGUAAAAAGUACUGGAAGCAAAACGUACUUAAGUAAAAAGUACAAAGUAUCCUUAAAAAAUACUUGAAGUAAAAAGUAAAAGUACUAUUGUCUUUAGCGUGUAAAGGGGAGACGGACUUCUCCAAUGGAUUGACAUACAAAAGAAAUAAAACAGCACACGCAUUAUAUGUGCGCACCAAAAUUAUACAAUAUUUCACGGCAUGGUCAACUUUCCAGACCCUGUUGAAGAUAUAAUAAAUCCAUAAAAUAAAUAAUACUUAUAAGUAAAUCACAAACGAGAGAUUCCAGUAACGAAGUAUUUUUAGUUCGUUACUUGACACCACUGUUAAAAACAAUCCAUCUUAUGAGUUCAUUGGCGAAGUAAUUUUAAAAAUCAACGUUGUUUAAACCGAGAAAAUCAAAGCUAAAGUUUAUGUAAAUCAACAUGUCGACUUUUUAUGAGAUAUGAAACCCGACACGAUAGUGAUUUCCUUGUUUUUUCCUCAUGAAUUAUUAAUAGUUUUUUAAUUCUAUUAAAAAAUCCCGCUAAAGGCGAAUAAUUUUUUUAAAAGUCGGCACAAAAACAAAUAAACUCGUGAAAAAACUUGGGAAGAAAAUUGUUGACCGUGCGAACAGCAAGGACUGAAACUUGUCACGGAUUAUCUGUCAUGUGUUUAUUCCAAUGGUUUAUUCACAGGCUUGAUAUUUUCUAUCUAUCCUAUUUUCACAGAAUAGGAACAGCAGUCAUGAAAGAUGCAGCAAUACAGAGCAGCCGAAAGAAAUGAACAACACAGGUAUAAAUUAUUGUGAACAAGAACAAUGCUGUUCCAACAACUUGUCAACAGGAUGUGUUAACUUAAUUCGCACCGCGUGUUCCCAGCUGGUCAACUUGCUACAAGCCACUACCUACAAGGUUAAUUAAUGUUGAGCUCAAUCGACUUGUUACAAAUUGUCCCACAAUUCAACAUUCAAUAAUUUGUUAACAAUGAAUAUUUGUGAACAACAAGUUGUGAAUGCAACCUUGUAGCAACUUGAUAAAAUAACAUUGUUACAACUUGUUGACAGGCUUGCUACAAGUCUGUUGCGAACACAUGUCUUGUUGACAAGUUGUGAUAUUUUUACGUAUGUACCAGGAGGAAAUUAGAGUCGUAGUUCAGACCCAAAUUACGACAGCACUUCAUUAACAAUUUUUUUGCUGUCUACUAUUUAGAAGCGAAGCAAUGUUUAGAAUCUACUUCAAGCAUUCAAACUGUUUCUGUUGAACAAUGUCAAUGUGGUGAAUCUUCCAACGUGGGUAAUUGUUCCGAAUUUGCAGAAGAGAGUUCUCGACGAACCAGGACAGAGGCACAGGACCUGAACAUAAACUAUCAAACUGAUGAAAAUGAUGAUCUUACAAACGGGUUUGAUGCUUCUGAACAGAACUCAGAGACGAUGGUCUCUUCAAAUGAAUGUAAAUCCGUUCAGAAAGAAAAGAUAUUCUGUGUCGAUGAUAACGACAAAAAGGUAAGCAGAUCAGCUGAGAUAGAAUUUUUUGUGUAUUAAUUAUAUAAAGUAGCAUAACAAUUCUUCUAAUUCAAAUUGGCUUGAGACAGAUCACCGGCAAGUCGUAUCAUUUGUCUGACAAGUCAUCACACUUAGUGUAAACACAAAAGGAAUUUAAAUUUAAAAAUGUUGGAAGCGAAAGCAGGAUUCAUAAUUAAUUGUGUAAACGUUCUCUGGUUAAAAAAAUUUAUUUAUUACAAGCUUUCCAAACGAAUUACUAUCUGGUAAACUAGCUGGAAUAGCGCAUUAGCGUGAUCUGUAUUGAUACUGUUACUGUCAGUUUGUCAAAUAUUGCAUUUAUACACAUAGAGGGACUAUUCUACGCAAGCUCGUCUGUGUGAGAAGUUUGUUUGUCGCGUUUCUACACAAACGAAUUAUAAGACGACUUAUUUUUGUUUUCAGUCCAAGGAACACUUCUUCUCUUGCAUGAAUCUGGCCAUUCUUCUAAGCUGGCUUAAGGUUUAAUAAGCCAACGUUUAACAAAGCCUACGCUUUGGUAGUUUGGAUAUAAUAGAUGGACUAAAUAGACUAAAUUUUAAUCCAAGCAAGAAGAACAAAAUCCACUCGCUUUCGUUCCAAAUGUGGUGCAUUUUCCCUUGCGCGAUACAAAUUAAUACAAAAUUUGCAAAUUUCGCAAGGCUAUAUUUUCCGCAUUUUACAAAACAUUUCGCGGCCAAACUUUGCAAUUUUACUAAUAUUAACAUGCUCUUUCUAGCUGUGGUGAUGGAGUUUGUUCUUCUUGCCUAGAUCAAUAUUUAGUUCAUAGCUGCAAUCAUAUAUUGAGAUGGGCUAGACUUUUCUAGGCUUAACAUAAGAUAAGUGCAGAUUGCGAGAGAUACAACUACCCGAAAAAUACAAACAGAACUUUCAACUCGAAACGUCGAAGUAUUUUUAACUUGUAUUUUUCAGGUAGUUGCAGUUAUCUUAUUAUCGUGUUUACUUGCACUGGCACGUUUAGACUUAAUAUAGUAUUUCGUUCUGUGUUCCUACAGGCUGUGUCUGCUACAGAAAGCUUCAUCAGUAACGAUAGUAAAGACCUACAUGGUAUAUUUGACACUGACAUUUCUAGAGAAAACAUCUUGAAUAUAGGAAGCACCGCAGGCCCUAGUUUUAAAGCAGACUGCCCUUCUCAAGACAAUGGUGGACAAGGGGAGAAGCCGGCUGACUCGCUUUCAUGGAUAAAUAAGGAUGGAUAUAGUACAGAAGGGACAGCUGGAUCAGAAUCAUUUGGGGAUAGAGAUGACGAUAUCAUCGAUAGAUUACUAGUGGAUAAUAUUGAUGAUUUGGGAGUUGAUUAUGAAAAGUUUGAUGUGGUUCCAGAUGGUAGGAAAUCUUCUCUUACACCUCUUAGUCUUGAAACUUUGAACGGGAGUGAGUUAGAUAGACGGGAAUGCGUGCUCAGUUUCAUUCAAGCAUGGUCACCGCUGAAUUUACCGAGUACAGACACAUACUCAAACCACUGAGCUCUACUAUAUAUAUCUGGAGACCGUGCUCGCAAAUGAAAAGUGUCCGCAAAAACAUGGCGGAUUUCGAGCUCCACGUCCACUAUUCUCAUGGUACGUUAACUGACCACAGCUCAAAUGCGUGCGGGCGACAUUUCCCACUCCCCCCUGACCAGAGAGCCACUGAUCUUUAUAAUUUUUAAAAAAGGAGUACAUUGGAGAAGAUUAGUAAAUAUUUAUAGUUACAUAUGGGGGUAAAAGGUUUCUUCUGAACUUUACCAACUACUAUCAAGUUCAAGCGAGCUCAUUCGAGCGACUAUCUCCACAAUUUCUGCUGUGAAAUGUAUAAAUGAUGAUCCAAACAGAUAAUAUAAAUGAGCUGAACGAAUGGUGGUAUUUUGGCCAUGUCGCAUGUAUGCUUUUGGAG
This is a messenger RNA of Paramuricea clavata, 5041 nucleotides long. The record is from the annotation of a GenBank genome assembly. NCBI's taxonomy places the organism in Eukaryota, Metazoa, Cnidaria, Anthozoa, Malacalcyonacea, Plexauridae.